This is a messenger RNA of Notolabrus celidotus (New Zealand spotty), 3058 nucleotides long. It is a transcript of the gene runx1, whose product is annotated as RUNX family transcription factor 1. Gene Ontology annotation, cellular component: nucleus. The transcript has 8 exons. Lineage: Eukaryota; Metazoa; Chordata; Actinopteri; Labriformes; Labridae. Gene Ontology annotation, biological process: regulation of cell differentiation; hemopoiesis; regulation of transcription by RNA polymerase II. Gene Ontology annotation, molecular function: RNA polymerase II cis-regulatory region sequence-specific DNA binding; ATP binding; DNA-binding transcription factor activity, RNA polymerase II-specific. Bases 512 to 1966 code for a protein of 484 amino acids. The record is from RefSeq and is a predicted model, not a curated record.
AUUCAUGUAGACGGAGAGAGAGAGGGGGAGAUUGCAGCGUGUUUGUAGAGAUAUAUUCUGUUUGAAAACUUGGGUUGAACAAGAUUUAAUGUCUAAAUAGUUGAGAGUAUUUCCUCGUUUCUUUGUGUUUUGCUCAAUUUUUGAUACCUGGAGUGUUUGGAGGAAACAUUUCAGCUGCAAGGAGACAGAAGGAGCUUUACAAAAUCCUUCACGAGUGACUUUUAUUCGGAAAGGAGAGCACAAGAAAUCUCUAAAGUCUUUGAUCAAGCUUUGGAAAUCUGAUCUGGACUUUUACGGACUUUUACGCACGAAGGCUGAGCUCAAGCGCGUGUGGACGGGGCGCUGCGUCGCGCAACAGUGGGCGACAUUUUACAUACGAUCAUAAAGAAGACAACAAAGUGACGAAUUUCGACGAAUACGCUGAAGAGAAUCUGAUUUUGAGAGCUAAACCGGGAGUUUCACGGUGAAAAUCGGGGAGUUUGAGUAUCCUUGGGCGCACUGUGGCGCACAAAUGGUGUUUCUGUGGGACGCCAAAUACGACCCAGCCCCCGGCCGGCGUUACACCCCUCCCUCCACCACCCUCGCCUCAGGGGGGAAGAUGGCCGAGGCCCUGCCGCUGGGCACCCAGGAGGCCGGAGGCGGGGCCUCUCUGGUGGGAAAACUACGCAUGGCCGACCGCGGCAUGGUGGAGGUGAUCUCAGAUCAUCCAGGUGAGCUGAUGAAGACUGACAGCCCAAACUUCCUGUGCUCGGUGCUGCCCACACACUGGAGGUGUAACAAGACUCUGCCCAUCGCGUUCAAGGUGGUUGCAUUGGGCGACAUCCCCGAUGGCACUCUUGUGACAGUGAUGGCGGGAAAUGACGAGAACUAUUCAGCUGAGCUUCGAAACGCAACGGCUGCCAUCAAGAAUCAAGUGGCCAGAUUCAACGACCUGCGCUUUGUUGGCCGCAGUGGACGAGGGAAGAGUUUCACUCUGACCAUCACAGUGUUCACCAACCCCCCUCAGGUGGCCACGUACCAGAGAGCCAUCAAGAUUACAGUGGACGGUCCCAGAGAGCCACGACGUCAUCGCCAGAAAAUGGACGAGGUCAAACCCGGCACGCUGGCGUUCUCUGAGAGGCUAACAGAGCUGGAACAUCUAAGGCGGAGCUCGAUGAGGGUGACGCCUUCUCACCACCACCAUCACCACCAAGUGUCCGCCAACAGUCGCCAAACUGCGGCGCUCAACUCCGCCUCCUUCUCCAGCCCGACACACAGUCAGAUAACCGCAGAUUCCAGACAGAUGCAGUCCUCUCCAUCUUGGUCCUAUGACCAAUCGUAUCCCUACCUUGGUCAGUUAACCACGCCCACCGUCCACACAGCCAAUCCCCUUUCGCCUGGUCGGUCCUCGCUCAGUGACCUCUCCUCAAGGCUCACAGGUCCUGACCUCACAGCCUUCGGCGACCCCAGGAUGACCCUAGAACGACCUUUCACCUCCCUCCCCUCCUUGCCUGACUCCCGCUUCUCCGAUCCUCGUGUCCACUACCCGCCAACAGCAGCCGCCUUCACCUACACCCCCUCUCACAACCCGGUCUCCAACGGCGCUCUUGGCAUCACGAUGGCAACUGCAAUGGCAACCACUCCAGCGGGGAGGUACCACACAUACCUGCCCCCUCCUUACCCAGCGAACACCCCCCACCAGGCUCAGAAUGGUCCCUUCCAGUCCACCUCCUCGCCGUAUCACCUGUACUACUCCACCGCCGCCGGGUCGUACCAGUUCUCCAUGAUGGCGGGGGGAGGCGGCAGCGGGGAAUCACGCUCCCCGCCGAGGAUCCUGCCACCGUGCACCAACGCCUCCACAGGCUCCUCCCUCCUGCACCCUUCUCUGCCCAAUCAGAAUGAAGGAGUAGGGGUGGAGGUGGAGUCCAGCCAUAGUAGCUCGCCGACAAAUAUGGCGGCUGCUGAAGCUGUUUGGAGACCUUACUGAACACGCAGCAGAGGAUGCACUCAUAGGGCAGGUACCUGGUCAUGUGAUGGGGAAUACCACUGAACAUGAAAAGAGUCAGUCUUUGAAACAGUCUUUGAACACAUCAUGACCACUCACAAUUAUGCUAGUUAAAGAAUAAAGGCAGUGUGGUUUUUUUUACCCAAGUGUUACUCUGUCUCUUGGGUCUUCCCUUUCAAUAUGGCGCCUGCCUUCUCUCCAGAAACCAGUGGGUGACAUCACUAAGCCUACGUCCAUGUUUCAUCCAAUCUAAGACGAAGCCUUUUCACUUUUCAUUUAAAGAGUUUUGGUUCUACUUUUCUGUCAUGACAUGACCAGGAGCCUGAUGAGUUCAACAAGUUGUAUCCACUGACAAAAUAUGUUGGCUUAUUGAAUAAAAGACAAAGAGUGACUGACGGGGGCAUCAGCCAACAGAACGCAGGGAUUUGAAAGACCUCCAGAGAAAUCUUCUGCUAAUGAAGGAUCUAACUAUGAACAUGAACGCAGAGAAGCAGGGUAAUAUUUUGGUUUUACACUGACAAAGCGCAUGCAGCGGCACUGGACUGAUCUCCAAUCAGCAUCCUUUGUAAAAUAACUUCCUCACAGAUGUUGUUGGUGUUGUGAAUAGAUGAUUUUGCUCAUGCCAAAUAUUGUGUUCCACCCUCCGAAAUUUACAGAAAAAAAAAGGAUCUAAUUUCAACGUCUCCAUGGUUCCAGUGGUGAUGCCAAUGACGAUGCUCAAAUUGAAAGAUUGUCUUCCAUCAGCAACUUUAUCCCAAGAUGAUGUUUCCUGACUUAAAGUUGCUCUCUGUUGAAUUUUGACUUUUUUAUUUUUGCAGCAUGAUACUUUAAUUUAUUCUUACAAUACAAGUUUAAGUAGACACGUGUGUGUGUGACGGACAGAGUGUGUGUGUGCUGUAUAUAAAAAUGGCUGUAAAUGACACCUGUAUCUGAGCAUCUUUUCAUCAGGCCUUCCUCACAAACACACACACACAGACAUCCACACAGACACACACGCUGCAGUGUUGUUGGUGCACAUUUGGUUUUCAUUUCUAUAAAUAUUCUUGUGAAAAAAAAUACAACUUUUGCCCUGUG